Molecule: messenger RNA, 1473 nt
Organism: Pelagomonas calceolata
Lineage: Eukaryota; Pelagophyceae; Pelagomonadales; Pelagomonadaceae
Source: the annotation of a GenBank genome assembly
CGCUUCGCGGAGGCACUGCGCAUUACUAAGUGACUCUUCUCGCAGUGGCAGUCGAUGCGCCGCAUCAGUGGUGCUGAACCCACAGCGCGCGAGGCGGCAUACCUGCACAAGUACAAGCAAGGCCACGACGUCGAGGCUGCUGCUGCCGCUGACGACGACGAAGAGCUCGUACUCGCGGCAGCCACCGCAGCCUAUAACGUGUGGCGCGCCGUCGCGCUGAGCGCCUGCGGCAUCGGCGGCCUCUUCUUCCUCGUCUUCAUUCUGCGGAGCAAGUAGAUGAUGCUCCGCGCGCUGCCGCGAGCCGCCGCGGGCAUCGCCGCGUCGCUGGCGCUGCAGCAGACUUGCCAACAGAGCGAUGACCGCCUGGCGAGGUGGAGAAAGCGCUGGGAGGGCGACACGCGCGGCUGGGAGCUCGGUAAGACCGUGCAUCCGCGCCUCGCGGAGUUUGAGGAGAGACUGCUGCCCGAGCCGUCGCGCGUGCUCGUGCCGCUCGCCGGCCAGAGCCACGACGUCGCCCAUCUGGCGUGGCGCGGCCAUAGCGUCGUGGCGGUCGAGGGCGUCCCGGCGGCGCUCGACGCCUUCAAGGCCACUUAUGGUGCGGACGAGGCUCGCAGAAUUGCCGGCCACGCGUGCGACGACUACGACGGAGAUGAUGUCCGCGGCGCUUUGGCGACGAUGCACGUCGUGCGGCUGCCAUUUGAGGGCGGCUCCAAGCGCUUGACCUGGCAUACUGGUGAUUUUCUCGGCAACUUCUCGUGCCCAAUUGUGUGGAAAUCAACCGGCACCGCCACGCCGUCGAGCAGGCGUCGCGUUGAUGGCGUGGAGGUUGACGCGAAGAAUCAGCGCGGCCGCGCCGUAAAAUUUUGAUUUCCACACAGGUGCCCGCUCGUCGACGCGGCCUUCGACCGAGGAGGGUUGGUGGCCGUCGCUCCAGAUGAUAGGGAGGCCUACGCCGCGGUGCUAAAGCGGCUCGUGCGACCGGGGGGCAGGGUGCUCUUCGUGAGCGUCGAGCACCCGCCAUUUGAAGGUGGUAAGCUCGGGCCGCCGCAUUCCAUCGAGCGCGCUGAAGUCGACCGGUUGUUCUCAGCCGACUUCGACAUCGAAGUCGAGAGCUGUGUGGAAAUCAACCAGUGAGUUAGGUUAUGCGAGCGGUCACUGCGAUGAUGUCGCGUCGAUGGCCUGGAAACUUCAUGCCAUCGAGCAGACGCAGCUACGGAGAAAAUAUCGCGUCGAUGGCGUGGGGCGCCCGAAAUUUGAUUUCCACAUAGGUGCUCAAGCGCGAGGACCGCAUGCCCCUCGAGCCGUCCUGGCGCGAGCGCGGCUGCGACUACUUCUUCGAGACGACGUAUUUGCUCACGCGGAAAGAAGCUCCGGUCUGCGACGCGGCGGGGCGGCUGAUGAGCUUAUCUUAAUUGUGAAUUUCUAGAAAAGUGCCGCAAAUCCCAGUUACGCGGGCAGGAGCAACCGGGUCAC